This is a messenger RNA of Vitis riparia (riverbank grape), 896 nucleotides long. RefSeq names its product protein EARLY RESPONSIVE TO DEHYDRATION 15. The coding region runs from base 155 to 667 and encodes 170 amino acids. The transcript has 3 exons. NCBI's taxonomy places the organism in Eukaryota, Viridiplantae, Streptophyta, Magnoliopsida, Vitales, Vitaceae. The record is from RefSeq and is a predicted model, not a curated record.
UCGCCUUCUCUAUAUAAAUGGACUCCCCCAGACAUAUCUCAUACGAGCCUUUCGUUGAUUGGUCUGAAAGAAAGAGCAUAGAGAUCUUUUCCUUGCCAGAAGAUAACUUUGGGAUCAAAAUCAAGAACAAGGGUUUAGAGCGUGGAAAUUGGAGAUGGCAUUGGUUACAGGAGGAAGGUCAACAUUGAACCCCAACGCCCCUCUCUUUAUUCCAGCUGCUUUCCGCCAAGUGGAGGAUUUCUCCCCAGAGUGGUGGCAAUUGAUUACCACUUCAACAUGGUUCCGUGAUUACUGGCUCAGCCAGCACCAGGAGGAGGAUAUUUUUAAUUGUAAUAAUGCUGAUGAUGAAUUUGAUGCCAAUGACAUUGCUGACCUGCUGCCAGAUGCAUUUGACUUUGGCACGGAGGAAGACUUCUCACACAUGGAAGCCCAGUUUGAGGAGUUCAUUCAAUCUUCAGAAGCCGAAGAAGCAAAUAAACCAUCUCACCUUGCUUUGAAUGGAACGUCGGGAAAUGGUUCAGCUGUGGGGAUGGAUGUGAAUGCACUGAUGAAAUUUACAAAUGAAAGGGGUCCCAAGUCUCUGGCAGAACCAGCAAAGUAUCAGGAGAAAGCAGGCAGGUGCAUGAGCCCAAAAUGCAGCCCUCGGCCCAUCCAGCAGCCCCGCUGAAGGGUGUCAGCUUUGCCAGGGUUCCAGUUAGCAGAUCAUCCAAGGGGGUCCGAAAAUAACUUUCUUAAUGUAGCUUCUGUAUAGAGCUAGGUUGCGUCCAACUCGUGUAUCCCUUCCUAUUCAGUCUCAUGUAUUUUUCUUCCACUUAACAAUAGAAACUUCCCAGAAAAUGUAUUAAAAAAAAGUUUCAAAUGAAUGAAAAAAGAAAAAACCCUAAAAUUUGUGUUCA